Messenger RNA from Spodoptera frugiperda (fall armyworm), 1565 nucleotides. RefSeq names its product phospholipid scramblase 2-like. Gene Ontology annotation, molecular function: phospholipid scramblase activity. The transcript has a single exon. Gene Ontology annotation, cellular component: plasma membrane. The coding region runs from base 619 to 1257 and encodes 212 amino acids. The record is from RefSeq and is a predicted model, not a curated record. Gene Ontology annotation, biological process: plasma membrane phospholipid scrambling. Lineage: Eukaryota; Metazoa; Arthropoda; Insecta; Lepidoptera; Noctuidae.
UUUAAGUAAUGUCAGUUAUAAUUUACCUGCAAAUUAUUUAUCAUAAUCCGGAUUUCAACCCUCCUUUUGGCAGUCGGGUAAAAAUUGGACGAGGUUGCAAUUUUUCGACCCUAAACAAAUGUACUCAUGCCAUCUAUCGUAUUUCAAAAAUACUAUUAAGUCAACGAGUUUGAAGCUGUUUUAGUUAUGUUGAUACGAGAUGGCGCUAGUUAGAUACUGAAUUGUAACCCAACUAGAAGUAUGUGGCUAGUUUGAGGUAUCAAAGAUAGAUGUCGUGUUACGUAUCUAUUUAUUUGUUAAAUUCUGUUUUACGAAAUAUUAGUCUGUAUUGUUAUGUAUCUGAUAUGUAAACAAAAAAAUAAUAAAAGAUAAGUAACUUAUAAUAGAUACUAAAAUCAACUCAAAAUCUCAAAAAUCAUUUCAAUAAAAGCAUAGAACCUAGAACGGAGAUUAAAAAAUUAACCACCAUUGUCAAAUAGAAAUCCAAGUUGACAUCGUCACAUAAAUGGAUUAUAAACAAUCACAAAAUCAUGAAAACCGUUGUGAACGGCGGUAAAUUAUACCUCACUUAUUAUAAUGAAGCCAAAAGUAUUCGUUGCCAACAUAUUAUCAAGGUAAAUGAAGGUUCAGUCUAGCCGCGUUGAAGUGAAGACAAGCCGCCCUUGGAUGGAAUGUCCUCAGCUCCCAGAUGACAGCGUCGCUACCCCAGGCCUGGCAUUCAUCUACAACUUGGACGAACUGAUCGUGACCGAGCAAAGGGACGUCUUGCACGAUAUCAUAGGAAACAAAGGCAUCGCGUACACUAUCUUCAACAGUACCGGGCAGAAAGUGUUCCUGGCAGUGCUAAAUAAAAAAAUUCGAUAUUUCAACAUAAAAAUUUUCAACAACUACGGCAACGAAGUUAUUAAUGUCCAAAGACCUUUCACUUGGUGGAGAGCCAAGGCGCUAGUGUGGGCCCCCCCUGGACACUUCGUGGGGUCGGUACAUGAACAGUCCAAAUGUUUAUUGAACAAGUACACAGUUAGGAAUCAAGAGGGCACGAAACUGUUGAAAAUAUGUUCGGAAGGCGGCCGGUACGAGUAUAAGGUGUACCUAGUGAGCACCAGGUAUGCCAUCGGCGUGGUGAGGGAACAGUGUCCCUCUGGUGAUAUCCUCAAUACAAAGAACUUCGGCAUCUCGUUUCCCGCUGAAAUGAACGUGUAUGACAAGGCUGUGCUACUGGGAGCAUGUUUUCUCAUCGGUUUCUACAAAUACUAAAUGGCAACAGGUUUCAAUAUUAUGGAUUCUCUAUUCUUAUUAUUAAAUAAAUCAUACAUAAACAACAUUUUAAAAAUAAUUGUGCUUAUUUAGUAAGCUUUAUUAUUCCUGUUUCUCUACUCUGUUUAUUUAGUUCUGUUUAAUCAAAUAUGUGUAAGAGCGCCUACAAGAUAUACGAGAGCAAAACUCUAGAACUAAGCCUAAGGCGCUUCAACUACCUUCUAUAAAAUUGUUGAAUUCGCAGUAAAAUUAUCAUAUCUAUUGAGAUUCUAAUGAUAGUUUUCAAUUCAUUUGUGUAUUUUGAAAAU